This is a messenger RNA of Aegilops tauschii subsp. strangulata, 670 nucleotides long. Its product is annotated as diphthamide biosynthesis protein 3. Gene Ontology annotation, molecular function: metal ion binding. Lineage: Eukaryota; Viridiplantae; Streptophyta; Magnoliopsida; Poales; Poaceae. Gene Ontology annotation, cellular component: cytosol. The record is from RefSeq and is a predicted model, not a curated record. Gene Ontology annotation, biological process: protein histidyl modification to diphthamide.
CAGCAGAGAAACGUCCUCCACUUUGCCCCCUCGCACGCGGCCUCUCGCUUCCUUCCUUCCUUGCGCUUGUGGCGGCGGCGCGAAACCAUCGGAGGACUUUCUGCCGGAGCCAGCUAGGGUUUGGGCCGCGGCGGCGCGCGACGAUGUCGGCGUACGACGAGGUGGAGAUCGAGGACAUGGAGUGGAGCGAGGAGCUGGGGGCGUACACGUACCCGUGCCCCUGCGGCGACCUCUUCCAGAUCACGCUCGCCGACCUCCGCCUCGGGGAGGAGAUCGCGCGCUGCCCCUCCUGCUCGCUCUUCCUCACCGUCGUCUACAACGAGGAGGACUUCGCCGACGCCAAGGAGCCCCCGCAGAAGCCGCCGGCGGCCCCGCAGCCCGUCGCCGUCGCCUGAGGAGCGCGCCGCACCCCCCGUGGGUGGCUCGUCGGCAUGGACGGACGAUGGGAUCAGAAUCAUAGCUUGGAGAGGAAGAAGAUUGUUUGGCAUACGCGGGAGCAUCUGUACUUGUACUUGUAGAAUGAGAAAAAUUGCAGCAUCGUAUCAACUUUUGGUUGUUUAACUGAAUUUAUCUGUGUGUACCCACUCAGUUGUUACAAAGGCACUGUCCAUGACUGGUCCUUCGAAUUUUUGCUAUCCCAGUUUUUGUAAUCCCGGUGACUCUGAUCUCA